CAGUGAUUUUUUUCGCCGGGCGACUGCAGCGAUGUUUCAACCUGCUAUUGACCUCGGUGUCACAGUGACAGGAAUUCUCUCGUUUUCAAUUUUGCAUGCCGCUUUUACCAUGUCCGAUCUCUUCGUGGCACUGGACUAUUUCAAGGAGAUGAUCGCACCACAGGAAAUUUUGAUCCCUCAACGUCAAGUUGAUCAACAGAGGCGUUUUGAUGAUCAGUUGCUUCAAACGCGGCUUCGCAUGCUCAGCUUUUUCAACAAAGUUGGGCUCCAUUUGGCGUUCCUGUUUGCUGUUACAGCACUUUGGAGGCUGAUGCAGCAUCCAAGCUAUGAACCCUUCUCUGAGUUGAUAGCCUCAUUGAUUGGAUAUUUUGGACAUAUCUUUACGGAAGGGAACGUGACAACGAAUCGUCAUUUCCGAUAUGUCACAUUCACAUUCGGCUGCUGUCAUUUCCUGUAUUCGAUGGGCGUUGCCUUGGAGACGAAUUUAGUGGUGUUUUUGUGUCAAGAGAAGCUCCUCGUCGUGUUCCUGUUUCUUCUGGCUGUUGUUCUGAUCGAUUUGAAGGUGAUUUUGACGUUGUACAUUAGCGAAUCUGUAGUCUUCACCCUCAGAUUCUGGUUCCUCAUUGGCUUUGAGAAACUAACUCCCAUCAUCACUUUCUCAACUCUGACCAGUCACUUUGUGGUGGCAAUAACUCUUGUGCUCGUUAUCCACAACAUUCGAUCUAACAUCGCUGCCAGACAAAAUUCUGGCAGCGCAUCCUCCUUGAUGUUGGGAUUUCGACACGUCCUGCGUGGAGUCUGCGAUGGUGAUUUCCUCUUGGAUCGAAGCAGCUGUUAUAUCCUGGAUGAUGCCAGCUGCUUGGAGCGGCUGUUGAAGUCCAAGAAGAAGCUGUCUGAGAGCAACUUCCUGGACCUCUUCCUGGAUCCGGAAAGCCGUUUGAAUUUUUUGAAUUUCCUACAUGCACAAGAUCCGUCUGAGAUGAGCACCCCAGGUAUACCACGAGGCUUGAGGGUUUCACUGCAGGGAGCAGAUGGUCCCGUUUCGUUGGAUCUCUUCCACACCAGGAUUCCCAGUCAGGACUCGGCCGACUAUUGUUUGUUGGCCAUGAAAGAGGAUCCAGAACAAAAGCCACCACCCGACGCAUCAGAAGCCGGAGCCAGAGCACUUCCAAGAAAUUUUGCCUCGACAGCUCCCUCUUGUACGCGAAGCUCAGAGACGGAAAUUGUGGAUACCUGUGAAGAGCUCAUGGAAAUUGCUUUGUUGUUUACCAAUGAGACUGGACUUCUGGAUGUCAAGGAAGUUCGUUUAAGCUUCCAUCGUCAAUCAUGGGCACCCACCAUCGAAUCAGGCAUGCCAACCCUGCGCAGAUUUAUCCGGCCGACCGAUUGGGAUAGGAUUGAAACAAUGAUUCAAAAUGUCAUCAACCUUCCCCCAUCCGAAAUUGAACGCCGGUGCUACUUUCGCCAUCCAAUGCUCUUUCGCGUGCCCGGGGCCUCUCGGAGCUACAUGUGUUCCAGGCAAACUUAUAUCACCUUGCACUGCCCUCAAGUGAUGGACGACCCAGAGAGGCCGAUUUUUUUCCGGAUGCAUUUGUCAUCAUUUGAUGCAAAUCACAUAGCUCGCCCCAGAGAACAAGAGUUGGACGGCAUCGAGGAAUCCGUUGAGGAAGAAGGAGGCAUUGCGGAAGGACAGACAACAGACGAUGAAACAGGUUUUAAUUUGAUGACAGAUAUCACAGAUGACGACCAAAUGACGACCAGUGGCUAGGCGACAAAGAGCGUCCGUAGCAUCGAAGCGCUUCGAUGGCGCAACUGAGCGCAUGCAGAAAAGAAAA
This is a messenger RNA of Cladocopium goreaui, 1835 nucleotides long. The record is from the annotation of a GenBank genome assembly. NCBI's taxonomy places the organism in Eukaryota, Dinophyceae, Suessiales, Symbiodiniaceae.